Messenger RNA from Harpegnathos saltator (Jerdon's jumping ant), 606 nucleotides. RefSeq lists its product as uncharacterized. The transcript is spliced from 2 exons. NCBI's taxonomy places the organism in Eukaryota, Metazoa, Arthropoda, Insecta, Hymenoptera, Formicidae. Bases 1 to 606 code for a protein of 201 amino acids. The record is from RefSeq and is a predicted model, not a curated record.
AUGGCCGCCGCCCAAGGCAAAGGGCUGAUGCGCCAGGCGUUGAGGGCGGUGGUCGUGAGGGCGAUCCGGGGGUUCCGCUCUAUAUCGUAUAUGGCGGCGACGACCCUGACCAGCUCUCCCCCUGUGGAGCUCCUAGCAAAGGAGAGGAGCAUCCUCUAUUGGCAGAUAAAGGAGCUCCGCGAGAGGGGAGAGGACGUGUCGGUCAGGGUACAGGCGGCCCUGAAGUCCCAGGUAGUCGUCCGGACUCUCGAGCGGUGGGCGGACGAGAUGUUCGCCCCGUGGGAGAUCGGGCGGUUGACGACGGAGGCUGUCCGCCCCUGCCUGGUGGAAUUCGCAGGCAGGAGGGGUCGCGGGCUAACGUACCAUCUGGUGCAGGUGAUAACCGGGCACGGCUGCUUCGGUCAAUACCUGCACCGGAUAAAGAAGGAGCUCACCACCGGGUGCCACCACUGCACGGAGCUGGAUGACACCGUGCAACAUACCCUGUCCGCAUGCGAGGCGUGGAGCAGAGAGCGCGGUGUCUUGGCCCGGGCAGUGGGAUGCGGGGAGCAGGAACUCUCGCUCCUGUGUAUGGUGCGAGCCAUGUGCGGAAGCGAGGAGAUUUGA